UCACACACAUAAACACUAAACCGUCACUCCAAACCCACAAUUUCUCAACCACGAAUUAUUAAAUUUAUUAGAAGCCGAGAAAUUUUAGGUUAAUAUCCGAGAUUAGUCCAUCUCACAUACACGAACAAUAAACCGCUGACUCAAGACCUCUACGGAUCUAACUCAAAACUCAUCUCAUAUCAUUUUCAACUCUUCUCCUCUCCCAUGGAAGUUCGAAGAAGAUACAUUUUCUCUCUCCUCAAAUUCAUCAUCAUUCUUCAUCUUCCACCCUCAACUCUCUCUCAUCGUUCUCUCUCCUUAAACCUUAACCCAUUGUGCGAUCGAAAAACCCUACCAAAUCCCCAAUCACUACGAUCCGAUCAACUAACGGUCCUCAUAAACGGAUAUUCAGAGCUCCGAAUCUCACUCCUGAGUACGAUCGCCGGAGUUUACGCAGCGUCUCCGGUGAUCGCCGCCGUCGUCGUACUUUGGGGGAAUCCAUCGACGCCGGCGGAAACCCUAGAUUCUCUCUCCUCGAAUUUCUCUCUCCUCUACUCUGCGGGUGCACCUGUUACUGUGGUCCGUCAAAAAUCCAACAGUUUAAAUUCGAGGUUUCUUCCACGCCGUUGGAUUAGGACACGUGGCGUGCUUAUAUGUGACGAUGAUGUUGAGGUGGACCCCAAAUCGAUUGAGUUUGCGUUCAAGGUUUGGCAGGUGAAUCAGGACCGUUUGAUUGGAUUGUUUGCGAGAUCGCACAGUUUGGAUUUAAGGAGAAAGGAAUGGAUCUACACCGUUCAUCAAGAUCGAUACUCGAUCGUGUUGACUAAGUUUUUGAUGUUGAAUGUUGACUUUUUGUAUUUGUAUAGUUGUGGGAGGGAGGGGUUGGAGGGAAAGUUUAGGAAGUUGAGGGGUGUGGUUGAUAAAAUGUGUAAUUGUGAGGACAUUUUGAUGAAUUUUAUGGUUGCCGAUGUGACAGAGCAGGGCCCGCUCCUUGUGGGGGCCGAGCGAGUUAGAGAUUGGGGGGAUGCGAGAAACGAGGUGGUUAUUAAGAAACGAGAGAAAGAGGUCGGUGUUGGAUUGAGCGGCGUGAAGAGAGGUCUUGGAAAACAUCGAAAGAGAAGAGGAGAGUGUAUAAGAGAAUUUCAUAAGGUUUUAGGUAGAAUGUCAUUGAGGUAUAGUUAUGGAACCGUGGUUAGCCCGAUUAACGAGCAAGGGUUGUGUGAGAAAGGAGGAAAGUUAGUUCCUUGUGACCAACAAAUUUUUGAAUGAAAUUAAACUAUGUGUGAUCUAUGUACUUAUGUGUUGUGACAGUUUUACCUACUAAUGUACUAAACAUUAGGAUAGUUCCUAGACGUGUAACUUUAAAAAAUUCUUAUAAAAUCAAUAUGAGUAAAUAGUUGUAUUAAA
This is a messenger RNA of Chenopodium quinoa (quinoa), 1386 nucleotides long. Its product is annotated as glycosyltransferase family protein 64 C3-like. NCBI's taxonomy places the organism in Eukaryota, Viridiplantae, Streptophyta, Magnoliopsida, Caryophyllales, Amaranthaceae. The transcript has a single exon. Bases 205 to 1248 code for a protein of 347 amino acids. Gene Ontology annotation, molecular function: glycosyltransferase activity. The record is from RefSeq and is a predicted model, not a curated record. Gene Ontology annotation, cellular component: membrane.